Syngnathus typhle (broad-nosed pipefish) is the source of this 2338-nucleotide messenger RNA. It is a transcript of the gene mymk, whose product is annotated as myomaker, myoblast fusion factor. The transcript is spliced from 8 exons. The coding region runs from base 616 to 1512 and encodes 298 amino acids. The record is from RefSeq and is a predicted model, not a curated record. Gene Ontology annotation, cellular component: plasma membrane. NCBI's taxonomy places the organism in Eukaryota, Metazoa, Chordata, Actinopteri, Syngnathiformes, Syngnathidae.
UUGAACACACUAGUGGUUGACAGGAAGUCACUAGUUUUCAGCUGUCUCGAAACUAUCUGUGUUUUCGGUAACAUUUAUACGUGGUUAUUUUGGUUAUCUUUAUUGUUUCGUUGUAAUCUUCAACAGAACUCACAGUCUCCUUAUUUUUGUACUUUCAAGUAUCUUAACACUCCAUUUAUCGAAUUGCCUAUGUAGUCAGUUCAAUCGGUGGAAAACGGCUUCAUUUGCAUUCAUUUUGGAUUAUUGUUCGCGGCAAUCGUUUGGAAAUUCCGGAUGUGAGGAGGGCGAACGUUUGGGGUUGCUGAAGACUACAGCGGCAUCAAUCACAGAGGCAAGCCGAGUACCAGCAUUAUCACACCGGGAGAGACUCAUCCAUGGCGGCCAACGCUCCAUUAAGGAACAACAAAUUCCAACACCUACAUGCUCCUGGUAAUGGGCGGAACAAGGAACUUUCGAAGCACUAUGUGUUUGGACCAUGCGAACUGUCUAAAUUUGGUUCCAAUGAAGAGAGCCAAAGAAGACCUUUCUGCCUGAGAGCACUUCUCGCACGCCCAUCUAAAGAGUUCAGGCACCAGCUGGACGCACAGCUCACUUUCUCCCGGGAUUGUCGCCGAGAUGGGCGCCUACAUCGCCAAGAUGUUGCUGCCCACCGUGAGCAGCGUGGUGUUCCUGCCGGCCGCCAGCGUGGCUGCCAAGCGAGGUUUCCACAUGGAGGCCAUGGUCUACUUCUUCACCAUGUUCUUCAGCACGAUCUAUCACGCCUGCGACGGGCCUGGCCUGACCAUCAUCUGCUUCAUGAAGUACGACAUCCUCGAGUACUUUAGCGUGUACGGCACGGCACUAUCCAUGUGGGUCACGCUCAUCGCUUUGGGGGACUUUGACGAGCCUCAGCGUUCCAGCAUGACCAUGUUUGGAGUUCUGAGCAUCGCGGUGCGGAUCUACCAGGACCGCUGGGGGUACGGGAUCUACUCGGGCCCCAUCGGAUCGGCCGUCUUCAUCAUCACCGUCAAAUGGCUUCAGAAGAUGAAGGAGCUGCGAGCGGUGUACCCCGAAAAGCGGGUUUACACCCAGCAGGUCGGUCCUGGCUGCUGUUUCGGGGCUUUGGCCCUCAUGCUACGCUUCUACUUUGAGGAGUGGGACUACGCUUACGUGCACAGCUUCUACCACCUGUCGCUGUCCGUGUCCUUCGUCCUGCUGCUGCCGAAGAAGAACCGCUACGCCGGGUCGGGCCGCAACGCCGCCAAGCUCAGCUGCUGGACACUCUGCUGCUGCAGCUUGUCACCGGCCUCCUACAAGGAAAAGAAACAUACGCCAGAGAAGAAAGACACGCCGGAGAAACAAGACACGUUGGCGAAGGACAAGAAGAAGAAAGGCUCAGCGUGUCGCUCGCUUCUGAAGGCCUUCAAGGUGUCCGAAAAGACCCCUGUGUUGCCCGUCUUCUCUCCUGCGCCGUCCACACCCGUCAAAGGAACCAGCAUCAGCAAGCUGAAGGAGAUCAACGGAUGGAAGUGAGGCAGAAAAGUGUGGUAGGGGAAGGACCACAAAAUGCUGGCUGAGAACCCCCCCACACACACAAACACAUGAAUACACGCACAUGAAAAAUUGAACACAGUUGAACAGACACACACACAAGCAUGCAAGUGCAGGCUCACUAUUUGGCAUGGCAUGAAUUCCUUUCAUGGGCAGCUGACGUACGCACAGCGGCGUAGGCGGGAACGUCACGACCUUCUCGUUAGUGCGCCAAGGUGUUAAAAAUUCCAAAAGGUCCCUGAAGAUGCGUAUAAAAGCUGAAACGUGACAUUUAACACAGUGAUAAAACAAAAACACGCGCACACACGCCACUGCCGGGCCAGGCAGACGGUCGGCGUCUAGAAAGCAUCAAGUGUCUUGGCGAGCCGCCCGCUGCCUUUCCUCAAGAGGAAGUCCGCCCGUCGGACAGACAGACAGGCGGGCAGGCGGCCUGACGUUUGGCUGUCUGUCCGUUUCUCUCGGGAAACAUUUCACUGCAGACAAUUUAUACAUUUUGGACAUGUUUGCUCCUCUCGCUGCCUCGCCAGUCACUUUUACUGGUGUGUGUGUGUGCGUCUGCGUGCUUGACGUGUGUGUGUGGUCUGAAGUGUGUUUGCCAGUGUGUGCAAUUACGUCAGCUCUGUCAGAAGGUGUCUCCCAUCCAGACCAAAAUUUUAAAAUCCCCCAAACAAUGCUGCGGCUUGACCCUGGUCACUCCCCAAAUAUUCUCGCACGCACACACAAAAUCGAUCUCAUACAAAAUAUUUUGAUGAAUGUUCAAUUAUUAUGUUUUGAUAUUAAUAAACCUAUAUUUUUGAUUGUAUGACAA